Molecule: messenger RNA, 1489 nt
Organism: Klebsormidium nitens
Lineage: Eukaryota; Viridiplantae; Streptophyta; Klebsormidiophyceae; Klebsormidiales; Klebsormidiaceae
Source: the annotation of a GenBank genome assembly
GUCCAGCGUUACCCAAUCUGGGCUCCUCAGGCUCAGGAGGACUAACAUUUCUUCCGACUGAGGCCCAGAGGGAGGGCCACAAUUCCAAUUCAAGCGCCAGAAUCUGCAGGCUGCAGCCCGUCGCAUCUUCUUGGAGUUUUCUGAUCAUCUCCUGAACCUCUCAGCUUCAUCCAUGGCGGGUUUUGGGGAUGGCUACGUUGGGAGCUUCCAGGAUGUGCAGAAGAUCCGGCGGAUGGAGAAGAAGCGGGAAGAGGACAAGAAAAAGAUGGAAGAACUCAAGAAGAAGACGGCGGAGGGGGCCUCCGGUUUGCUGCAAUUUGGCCAGGGCACGUCUGAGAUUCUGGAAAGUGCCUUCAAGCAGCAGACUGUGGGCCUGGUAACGCGGGAUGAGUUUGUUGAAAAGAGAGCGACUUUGCAACAGAAGCUCGACGAGGAAGAGAAGCGGAAACGAGAGUUGCAAGAGCAGGCUGAAGUUGAAGCGAAAAUUAAAAAGAGGAAGAAGAAGAGUGCACAAGCGUCCAAGCUCUCUUUUGCCGAAGAUCUGGACGAAGACGAACAGGCGGAAGCUGCAGAAGCAGGUAUGCCCUCUAGUUCGGAGCGAAAGCCCGAUAAGAAUGUUGAAAAGAAGGCCAAGCUGGGCAAAUUCGGAAAGGACCCCUCUGUCGAGACAGGCUUCUUGCCAGACAGGGACAGAGAAGCCGCUGAAAGGGAGGAGCGAAAGCGGCUGCGGCGGCAGUACAUUGCGGAACAAGAGCGGAUCAAAAACGAGCCCCUAGAGAUCACGUACAGUUACUGGGACGGCACGGGCCACCGGCGGAAGAUCCAGGUUCGGAAAGGGGACAGCAUCGGCGACUUCAUGCGGGCAGUGCAGGCGCAACUGUCGCCCGAAUUCCGGGAGGUGCGGACGACCAUGUUCGACAACCUGAUGUACGUCAAGGAGGACCUCAUCAUACCGCAUCAAUUCACGUUCUACGAGCUUAUUGUCAACAAGGCGCGGGGGAAGAGUGGGCCGCUCUUCCAUUUUGACGUGCAUGAGGACAUCCGGACAGUAUCAGACGCCACGAAGGAGAAAGAAGAGUCUCAUGCAGGUAAAGUCGUCGAAAGGCAUUGGUACGAGAAGAAUAAACACAUCUUUCCAGCUUCUCGUUGGGAAAUCUAUGACCCAGCAAAACAAUGGGAAAAGUACACGGUUCAUGGAGGCGAAAUCAGGGGUGUAAAGUGAUCCAUUUGGACGAAGUGACUGCAGUGCUAACGCUACGGGGUUAGAAUCUUGUCCGAGGGCGCACCGCUUGCAGGACUCGCAGGUCGAGUAAGACAAGCCUAAAGCUACCCGGUCAGCCGUGCCAAGCGGCUAGCUCUGGUUAGUGAUCAUCCAGUGUCCCUCUCUGAUUCAGACUUUGUUGCGGCCAUGCACGACCUCCAGUGGCACACGAAAGUGUGCAUACUCACAUAUGAUUCCAGCUAGGUCACAAUCAAAGUACACAUGCGC